GAGAAGAAACGAAACAUUGGGAGAUGAGCGAAGGAUUGAAGAGAGUCUACCAGGUUUGCGAAGAGAUCGGUCAGGGAAGAUUCGGUACCGUUUUCCGGUGCUUCUUUCCUGCAACCGGCGAGUUCUUCGCCUUGAAAUCUAUCGACAAGCGUCUCCUCACUGACUCCGUUGAUCGAGAAUGCGUCGAGAAAGAAUCCAAGAUCAUGCAACUUCUCAGCGGAAACCCUAACAUUGUUGAAAUCGUCGAUGUUUACGAAGAUGAAGCUUAUCUUGACAUCGUUAUGGAGCUCUGCGAUUCUUCCGACUUCUACGAUCGUAUCUCCAACCGUAUUUUCUCUGACGUCGAAGCUGCUGCUAUUAUGGUGCCUUUAAUGGAGGCAAUCGCUCAUUGUCACCGGAGAGGUGUUGCUCAUCGUGACAUUAAGCCUGAUAACAUACUCUUUGACAGUCGGAACCGGUUGAAGCUGGCUGAUUUUGGAUCUGCUGAGAUCUUUCACGACGGAUUACCUAUGAGGGGGAUAGUUGGGACGCCUUACUAUGUUGCGCCUGAGGUGCUUUCUGGGAGGGAUUACAGUGAGAAGGUGGACAUUUGGAGUGCGGGUGUUAUUUUGUACAUACUGUUGGCCGGAAUCCCACCUUUUUAUGGUGAUUCUGCGGCUGAGAUCUUUGAGGCGGUGCUUCGUGGCAAUCUCCGCUUUCCGACUCGGAUCUUUUACUCCGUUUCCCCGGCGGCAAAGGAUCUUCUGCGGAAGAUGCUUUCAAAGGACGUCUCCAAGAGAUUCUCGGCCGAGCAAGUACUCGGGCAUCCAUGGAUCACAAGCAGAGGAGAAGCUACUCGAUGAUGGCUUAUCUGAAUUGAGACAGUAGAAGAAAGCAAAGCGUAGUGUACUGCCACCAUCACUAAUACUACUACU
Messenger RNA from Telopea speciosissima, 914 nucleotides. RefSeq names its product phosphoenolpyruvate carboxylase kinase 1-like. The record is from RefSeq and is a predicted model, not a curated record. Bases 24 to 842 code for a protein of 272 amino acids. Gene Ontology annotation, molecular function: ATP binding; calmodulin binding; calcium-dependent protein serine/threonine kinase activity. Gene Ontology annotation, cellular component: nucleus; cytoplasm. Gene Ontology annotation, biological process: protein autophosphorylation; intracellular signal transduction; peptidyl-serine phosphorylation. Lineage: Eukaryota; Viridiplantae; Streptophyta; Magnoliopsida; Proteales; Proteaceae. The transcript has 2 exons.